UGUUAACUAAUAGCUCUGCGUGUGUCCGCUAGGUGGCAGGCCGGUAGCGAGCAUCUGACCGGUCACUGCGCCAAUAAACAGUACGCGGCUAGACACGAGCGAGUGCGUUUGUGCAGACGGAGCGCGGACGAGUACGAGAGACGGAGCGAACUCACACAUGGCGCAGCCUGACGAGAACCCCGGCGGGGGCCCGGCCGCUAGUGACGAUGAGAGUGAGCACGGCGCUGUGGUUGCCUUACCAGCGCAGUGGUUAAGUCGAUUAACACAACCUGAUAAACUCGACCUCUCUGUGGACAGAGGAGCCGCCUUCAAGACGUGGAAAACGCGAUGGACCGACUUCGUCACACUUUCUGGCCUGACCGCACAGCCCAAGGCGGUGCAGUUGGCGAUGCUGCGAUCCUGCCUCUCGGACGACACCGUCCAUAUCGUCGAGAAUAUGGGGCUGUCAAGGUCAGACGGCGAGAACGUCAGCAAAAUCAUCGAGAAUCUGGAGCGACACGCUAUAGGACAAGUCAGCCAGGUGAUGCAAAGGCGAGCAUUCAACCUGAGAAUCCAACAGGACGGCGAGACAUUCGACGACUAUGUGACGUGUCUCAGAGACUUGAGCAGGGACUGUGGAUAUUGUGAUCGGUGCAGAGACAGCCUUAUUCGCGAUCGAAUUGUAGUGGGUAUCCGUGAUGCGGAUGUCAUCAGGCGUUUGUGUGCCAUCCAAAGUCUGACUCUGGACGAGGCGAUAAACAUUUGUCGGUCAGAGGAGUGUGCGGCGCGCGACGCCCUUCAGAUCGCGGACGGCAGCGUUGGCCCGGGCGUGGCGGCUGCGCGGCGUGGCUGGUCGGUGGUGCCGCCCGCGGGCACGGUCGGUCGAGGUCGGCGGCCGGACCGUGACGUCACUGACCGCGUUUGGACUGGGCCGGUGGACCGGCGUCGGGCACAGCCCGCCCCUCCCCGUGCGGCCCGGCCCGCUGCCGACCGGCAGUCACGUGAUCGCCCGGGCGAGGCCUGUCGCCGCUGCGGCCGCGGGCGAUGCCGGGGAGAGAACAGCUGCCCCGCCAUUGACAGCGAGUGUUUUCGCUGCGGUGAAUACGGCCAUUGGGGCCGUAUGUGCGACAGGAGACUGGGGCCGAGAAGGGCCAAUGCGGUAUCCGUCGGUGAGAGCGCCUAUGAAGACGACUGUACUCAGCUGAAUAUGGUGACGGUGAACGGUGUUCAGCACAGAUCGGCGCCGACGGUUGCAGUGGACGUGUUCGGUACCAGGCGCGGGAAGUUGCGAGCUCUUCCAGACACUGGAGCCGACAUCAGCCUGGCCGGCCCUGAGUUUGCAGAGAUGUUCGGCCGUGGUCGCAUGACACCUUCAACAGUGCGUCCGAUGGUGGUCGACGGGCGAUCCUGUGACUCCAUAGGCAAGGUGGAGGUCACAAUCAGGAUGGGAGACAUCGAAGUCAACGAGCAGGUCCACAUCAUUCCUGGAGUCAAGCGUCUGAUCCUGUCGUGGAAGACGACGCAGCGCCUCGGCAUCAUUCCAGAGGACUACCCCGAACAGAAGUGGAACAUUCCUCAGGCAUCACGGCAGCGGUAUCGGCGCGGCGGACAAUCACACGGCCAGCCGAGCGGCAGACGGCGGCGCUCGGCCCGCCGGUGGAGCGGCAGACGGCGGCGCUCGGCCCGCUAUCCGAGCGGCAGACGGUGGCGUUCGGCCCGCCGGUGGAGCGGCAGACGGCGGCGUUCGGCCCGCCGGUGGAGCGGCAGACGGCGGCGCUCGGCCCGCCGGUGGAGCGGCAGACGGCGGCGCUCGGCUCGCCGGUGGAGAGGCAGACGGCGGCGCUCGGCCUGCUAUCCGAGCGGCAGACGGCGGCGCUCGGCGCGCCAGCGGAGCAGCGGGCAGCGCGGACCGGCGCCCCAGGGCCAGCGGAGCAGCGGGCGGCGCGGUCCGGAGCACCAGGGCCAGCUGAGCAGCGGGCGGCGCCGACCAGCGCACCGACGGAGCAGUGGGCGGCAUUGCUCCGCGAGUACAACGACGUAUUCAGCGAGAAGAUCAACAUCAUCCCAGGAGAGAAAUACAAGAUUGUUCUGAAGGAAGACGCUCAACCGUACGCUGUUCAUGCUCCUCGGCGCAUUCCGUUCGCUCUCAGGGAGCCCCUGAAGAAGGAACUGGAUAAACUGGAGAAGGAUGGUAUGAUUAUACCAGUGACGACACCGACAGAGUUUUGUGCACCAAUUGUCGUGGCUCCCAAAAAGGACGGAGGCAUCCGCAUGUGCGUCGAUUUCACGAAGCUCAA
Messenger RNA from Amphibalanus amphitrite, 2276 nucleotides. RefSeq lists its product as uncharacterized. The transcript has a single exon. The coding region runs from base 158 to 2071 and encodes 637 amino acids. Gene Ontology annotation, molecular function: zinc ion binding; nucleic acid binding. The record is from RefSeq and is a predicted model, not a curated record. NCBI's taxonomy places the organism in Eukaryota, Metazoa, Arthropoda, Thecostraca, Balanomorpha, Balanidae.